CAAGAUGAACCGAAGAAUACCGUCCGACCGCCAACCGAAACCCAGUGCUGGAGAUGUGGUGGUAAGGGCCAUCUACGAGUACAGUGUAAAUCGAAACCGAUACUUUUCUGCUCUCGAUGUGGUAAGAAGGGUGUAAUGUCCAGAGAUUGUCAGUGUCCGUUACCGAGGACCUCCCCAAAGCCGGGGAUCCGUCAGUUCCAAUCAACUCCAUCCCCUGUUAUUCCGAAGAAAACCUUUUCUGAUAACCGUCCUAUAAUUACUGUUCUUAUAGGAGACAAGGAGUUCCAGGCACUAUUGGACACCGGAUCAACCAGGUCCUUCAUCAGCAGUGAAGUGGCUGCUCACUGCAAGGCCGCUAGAAUAAAUCCGAAUUAUGUUAGGGACGUUACCACCACUGUCGCUAACGGAAGUUCUAUCCCGAUUGAGGAAGUGUACACAGCACAGGUUCAGGUUGGAGCCGAAAAUAUUGAGGCUACGUGGUUGUUAGUUUCAGAUUUACCGAUCAGUGUAGUACUGGGAAUGGAUGUACUGAGAGCACACGACUUCUCCAUCAAUCUCCAAACCGCCGAAUGCUUUCUGAAUGGCAGGUCUCUAAAGGACAAGCCCAUGACGCAGGAAAAGCAGAAUCCAUUACCGUUACCGUUACCGACCGAAGGAACCAUAUGCCUGACCGAGGACAAUGUAAGUUGCUCAUGGUACAGGAGGAAAUUGGCAGAGAGCCAGAAUUGGGAAAUCCCUGGAAGUUAUGUGUUCCGAAAGAUGACCGAAGAGAAGUCCUUCUCGAAAACCACGACCGACCGACCGCUGGACACUUGGGAAUAGCAGAAACAAAAUUCCGCAUAGCCCGCAGCUACUAUUGGCCAGGAAUGUUCCGAGAAAUUGCCCAAUAUGUCCGAAAAUGUAGCAAGUGUCACCGAUACAAGGUUCCACAGCAGAAACCGGCAAGGAAUCAUUCCUAUGUGGUGGA
Messenger RNA from Coccinella septempunctata (seven-spotted ladybird), 967 nucleotides. RefSeq lists its product as uncharacterized. Gene Ontology annotation, molecular function: aspartic-type endopeptidase activity. The transcript has 3 exons. NCBI's taxonomy places the organism in Eukaryota, Metazoa, Arthropoda, Insecta, Coleoptera, Coccinellidae. The record is from RefSeq and is a predicted model, not a curated record. The coding region runs from base 136 to 822 and encodes 228 amino acids. Gene Ontology annotation, biological process: proteolysis.